This is a messenger RNA of Eufriesea mexicana, 1174 nucleotides long. RefSeq names its product transaldolase (gene Taldo). Gene Ontology annotation, biological process: carbohydrate metabolic process; pentose-phosphate shunt; pentose-phosphate shunt, non-oxidative branch. Gene Ontology annotation, molecular function: transaldolase activity. The record is from RefSeq and is a predicted model, not a curated record. The transcript is spliced from 6 exons. Lineage: Eukaryota; Metazoa; Arthropoda; Insecta; Hymenoptera; Apidae. The coding region runs from base 46 to 1044 and encodes 332 amino acids. Gene Ontology annotation, cellular component: intracellular anatomical structure; cytoplasm.
GCAAAAACUUCGAUCUCCAGUCGGUAUAUAAAAGUAUUGGUAAGAAUGAGUGAGUCUCAAUCGAAGAAAGCCAAGAUGACGAACUCAUUGACGCAGUUAAAGGAAAUCACAACAAUUGUCGCCGAUACCGGUGACUUUCAAGCUAUGGAACAAUUUAAGCCAAUAGAUGCAACAACCAAUCCUUCCUUGAUUCUUGCUGCAGCUAAUCAGAAAAAAUAUGCUCAUUUAAUAGAUAAAGCUAUACAAUAUGGAAAAAAAUCUGGAACCACUUUGACAGAACAAGUUUCAACAGCUUUAGACAUCACAUGUGUUCUAUUUGGUAAAGAAAUUUUAAAUAUUAUACCUGGUAGAGUUUCCACGGAGGUAGAUGCUAGACUAUCUUUCAAUAAAGAAGCCAGUAUUGAAAAAGCAAAACGAUUAAUUGCUUUAUACGAAGAACUUGGUGUAAAUAAAGAUCGUGUGUUAAUCAAGCUUGCUUCUACUUGGGAAGGUAUUCAAGCAGCAAAAGAACUGGAAGAAAAAUAUGGAAUUCAUUGUAAUUUAACACUUUUAUUUUCUUUUGCACAAGCAGUUGCAUGUGCAGAAGCAGGUGUAACUCUUAUAUCACCAUUUGUUGGUAGAAUUUUAGAUUGGUAUGUGACAAAUACAGAUAAAAAGUCUUAUGAAUCAAAAGAAGAUCCAGGUGUUUUAUCUGUAACUAAAAUUUAUAAUUACUAUAAAAAGUUUGGAUAUAAAACAGUUGUUAUGGGUGCUUCAUUUAGAAAUACUGGUGAAAUUACGGAAUUGGCCGGCUGUGACUUUUUAACUAUAAGUCCCAAAUUAUUGGAAGAAUUGGAAAAGAGUAAUGUAUCAGUUCGCAAAGUACUUACAGUAGAAACAGCAAAAAAAUCUGAUCUACAAAAGAUUAGUUUGAACGAAGCUGAAUUUAGGUGGCUUCUUAAUGAAGAUCAAAUGGCAACAGAUAAAUUAAGUGAAGGUAUUCGCAAAUUUGCAGUGGAUGUUCGCAAAUUGGAAAAGCUACUGCAAGAGAAAAUACAAUCUUAAAUAUAAACAAAAUACCUUUUUUUGGCAUAUUUAUGUAAUGUAUGUUCUAUUGUAAAUAACAGUACUAAAAAAUAAUAAUUAUUUCAAGUAAUAAGUUUUCAGUAUAUGAUACAUUCCACUCUUUGUACUU